Messenger RNA from Cyprinodon tularosa, 2343 nucleotides. RefSeq names its product nuclear receptor subfamily 1, group H, member 4 (gene nr1h4). The transcript has 11 exons. Gene Ontology annotation, biological process: negative regulation of transcription by RNA polymerase II; positive regulation of transcription by RNA polymerase II; cell differentiation. Lineage: Eukaryota; Metazoa; Chordata; Actinopteri; Cyprinodontiformes; Cyprinodontidae. The coding region runs from base 270 to 1727 and encodes 485 amino acids. The record is from RefSeq and is a predicted model, not a curated record. Gene Ontology annotation, molecular function: nuclear receptor activity; zinc ion binding; RNA polymerase II cis-regulatory region sequence-specific DNA binding.
CCUCUGACCUCAACUGGUCGCAAAUCCUCUCACUGCGGUCCGACACAUUCAACUUGAUGUUCACUCCUAAAUAUUGAUGGACCAGUAGCUCACAACGUGGGAAUCGGGAAGUGUAUAAAGACAGAGGAAAGUUUUUCACAUCAGCCGACCAGGUGAAGCUACUGGACGUCAUAUCUCUGUGUGGGAGACCAGACCUGUCAGGAGCAAACACAGACAUAUCACAACACAUACAUAUUUUUUUUAAGUUGGUACCACAAAAACACCUCUGAAUGAAUGAGUGGGAGGGCCCCGAGAUCAAUGUGGUGGGACCGCUGCAAAUCCCACCCAGCGAUGAGUUCUCCAUCUCUGAGAGCGCUCACUUCUUUGACAUCUUGGCAGAUCAAAGCAGUCCACUUCUACAGGACUCUGACAUCUUACCAUUCACCACGUACCCCAGCAUGCAGUAUCCAUCCAUGGAACCAAACAUGUCCACCACUCCGUACUACUCCACUCAGAACUAUUAUCCUCCAUACGGUGGAGACGAAUGGUACUCCCACAUGGGCUUGUAUGAACUGAGGAAAGGGCCCCUGGAGGGCAGUUAUGGGGCCGAUAUGGACGAGGGGUCCUCUGUUGUGCCUGCUGUGUGCAAAAGGAACCGGCACCUGAGCCAAGCCGGAAGAAUCAAAGGGGAGGAACUGUGUGUAGUCUGUGGAGACAAGGCCUCUGGAUACCACUACAAUGCUCUCACUUGUGAAGGAUGUAAAGGUUUCUUCAGACGAAGCAUAACAAAGAACGCCGUGUACAAAUGCAAGAGUGGUGGCAACUGUGAGAUGGACAUGUACAUGCGCAGGAAAUGCCAGGAGUGCAGGCUGAGAAAAUGCAAAGAGAUGGGCAUGCUGGCAGAGUGUUUGCUGACAGAGAUCCAGUGUAAAUCCAAAAGGCUCCGUAAGAACACCAAGACCUCCCCGGGACGGUCGACUGGAGAUGAGACAGAGGGGACAGAAAACAUGGACAACAAGCAGGUCACCUCAACCACCAAACUGUCAAAGGAAAAGGUGGAAAUCACUAAAGAGCAAGAAGCACUCAUGAAGCUCAUUGUAGAAGCUUACAACAAACAUCAAAUCCCCCAGGAUGUUACCAAACAGCUGCUACAAGACCAGUACAGUACAGAGGAAAACUUUCUCCUCUUGACUGAAAUCGCAACAAGCCAAGUUCAGGUUUUGGUGGAGUUCACGAAGAAUAUUCCAGGUUUCCUGUCUCUGGAUCAUGAAGAUCAGAUCGCUCUGCUGAAGGGUUCAGCUGUGGAGGCCAUGUUUCUGCGUUCAGCUCAAGUUUUCAGCAGGAAGAUGCCAAAAGGACACACUGAAGUUUUAGAGGAGAGGAUACGCAAGAGUGGUAUAUCAGAAGAAUUCAUCACACCCUUGUUUAAUUUUUACAAAAGUGUUGGUGAACUCCACAUGGUUCUGGAGGAACAGGCUCUCCUCACCGCAAUAACUAUCCUCACACCAGACCGGCCGUAUGUGAAGGACCAGCAGGCAGUGGAGCGACUGCAGGAGCCCAUGGUGAAUCUGCUGAAGAAGCUGUGUGUCCUGCAGCAUCCACAGGAGCCCCAGUACUUUGCCCGCCUCCUCGGCCGACUGACAGAGCUGAGGACACUCAACCACUACCACGCAGAAAUGCUCACAUCCUGGAGAGUAAAUGACCACAAAUUCACCCCACUGCUCUGUGAAAUCUGGGAUGUGCAGUGACGCACUGUGCAGUGAAGGAGUCUGGGAAGAAGAAACGGACAUUCCAGCUCUAAGGCUUCAUCGAGCCACUUCAUACUGGGGGAUUUAGUUCCUAAACAGCCAUAUUGCUUUGCUUGUGCAUGACUUUAUGCAAAACAUAUGGUAAUAUUUGUAUGUUAUAAACAAUUUUUUUCAUGUUCAACUUGUAUUAUUAUCAUUUGGCUUAAAAGCUGAAAUUUAGAAUACCCUUUUCUCUUUUUUCAGAUUAUUUUAUGAAACAAAUUGAUGAGUCAAAGCAGUUCAAACACUGGAAAUUGUAAAAAAAAAAAAAAAAAAGCAUGUUGCAAGAGAUUAGUUUCAUGAUGGCCUCAUUUUUAUUUUAUACUUAGAAAUGUAUACUUUAUGUAUCCGCCUCAAUAAUUGACGUUUAGAGAGAAGAGUGUAUUUAUGGCCUUUGUCAUACAGUACGACAGGACACAUUAAUAACAGCAAUUAUACAGAAACAUACCCUUUUUCAUGUGGUAUAUGUGGAACUUUAAAAUGUAAUUGGAUUAGGUUAGAAUAAUCCUCUUGAACCAUAAUCAACUGCUGAAUUAUUUAUUUCCUUUAUGAAAUAAAUCCUUUAUUUAAUCUUUGA